Messenger RNA from Physcomitrium patens, 1920 nucleotides. The record is from RefSeq and is a predicted model, not a curated record. NCBI's taxonomy places the organism in Eukaryota, Viridiplantae, Streptophyta, Bryopsida, Funariales, Funariaceae.
UGCAAUCGUCAAUUUCAAUGAUCUGAGGUUUAUCAGGGUUUUAGCCAUGGCGGAAUCGUUAUCUCUGUUUGCCGUAUUUCCCGUGGCCCUCGCUCCACCGUCCUCUUCGUCUCGGACACAAUGUAGUAUGCAAUGGCACAGAAGGAUUUCCGUUGGAGUCGGUUCUAUGCAUCGGACGUUUGGGGUCGGAAAGAGUCGUGUGGUCGCAUCGAAGUCCGCCCUAUGGCGUGGUGUAUGUCGCGCACUGGAUCAAAAUUCUGAAGGCCAGGCAACCACUCCCGCUCCACUUGAGAUUGUUUAUGACCCUCAAUCCCGAUUUGAAGAACUUGCUAUGGAGCUCAACAGCUCUUCUUCAACUCCAGUCUCCAACCUCACUUUGUUUUCACCUUCCAAGGUGAACGUAUUUCUAAGGAUCACUGGCAAACGACCUGAUGGUUAUCAUAAUCUAGCCUCCCUCUUUCAUGUAAUCAGCUUAGGAGACAUUCUCAAAUUUUCAGUUUCUCCCUCCACCACCAAAGAUUCUUUAACCACCAACACCGCUGGCGUACCUCUGGAUGGAAAGAACUUGAUCAUCAAAGCGUUUAAUUUGUACCGUGAGAAGACAGGCACCAAGAAAUAUUUUUGGGUGCACCUGGAUAAGCGAGUGCCAACAGGGGCAGGUCUUGGUGGGGGCAGUGGAAAUGCAGCUACGGCUCUUUGGGCGGCUAAUCAGAUGAAUGGAAAUAUUGCAAGCGAGAAAGAGUUGCAAGAAUGGUCAGGAGAGUUAGGAGCUGACUGCCCAUUUUUCUUCUCUCAAGGAGCAGCCUACUGCACCAACAAAGGAGAGGUGGUGCGAAACAUUCCUCCGCCCAUUCCCUUAAGCACUCCUAUGGUGCUCAUCAAGCCUCCAGAAGAAUGUUCGACAGUUGAAGUUUAUAAGCGAUUCAGCAUGGACAAUACGAGCGACGUAAAUCCUGAGGACCUGUUGAGAGAGAUUGUGGAGAAAGGGAUUUCACAGGCAGUGUGUAUCAACGACCUUGAGCCACCUGCCUUUGCUGUUCUACCAACAUUGAAAGCAUUGAAAGAGAGAAUUCUUGCUGCCAGUCGUGGCCGUUACCAAGCUGUGUUCAUGUCUGGAAGUGGAAGCACCAUCGUGGGUGUUGGCGACUCUCAACCACCUCAGUUUAUUUAUGAUGAGGACAAGUAUAGUGACGUUUUCGUCUCAGAGGCUUACUUUUUGACACGGAAGGAAAAUGAAUGGUACCAGCAACCCACAUCUGAGCAGAUUGAAGAUCUUGCGGAGUACGAAGACAAGACUUGUUCCAUUGAAAAACGGACAUGUGAAUAACCUCGACCAGUUUAGUGGGCCUUGCGGUAGGACGUUGCCUUCUUUGUAAACUAGCAGUUUAAUGAGAGUUCUAGACACAUUGUAUCAGCUCAUCUCAGAAACUACCUAAAGGAAUUUCACGAUAAUUCCUAGAGUGGCUCCGUAGAAGUGGCGUCAGUUCUGGAACCUUGAGCAGCACGUGACCAUUUGCAAUCCAAUUCACAGACAGAGCAAAGUUGUCUUCAUCGUCGAUGAUGCUUUCAAUUGUGGCUGAUGGGGCGCACAGGUAGAGCAUGGAAUGGGUUUCAACAGUGGCUGCCUGCGAUCAUUGGUCGGCGUCAGAAUUUGAAUGAAUUGUGGGACCUGCACGUACCAAGUAGAAUUCAAUAGAUUCCAAACAUUAUUUUUCAUCUUUUAUGGUCUCUGACUACCCGUCAACUGCCACGAUUCUUUCCUAAGCCCACUAGGCAAUAACGAAUGAGUGGGUAGAAACGUGUGAGACUUGCGAACCAUCAGGUCACAAUGGGAAGAGUCUCCGCGUGCCGUAGAUUAUGUGUUGAUCGUAUCCCACUUUUCAAGCUGUACGCAGUUGAAAUUGUAAUAUCCUUUCAGAA